This is a messenger RNA of Dacryopinax primogenitus, 1173 nucleotides long. RefSeq lists its product as uncharacterized. The transcript has a single exon. The record is from RefSeq and is a predicted model, not a curated record. The coding region runs from base 1 to 1173 and encodes 390 amino acids. Lineage: Eukaryota; Fungi; Basidiomycota; Dacrymycetes; Dacrymycetales; Dacrymycetaceae.
AUGUCGACGCGCACAGCGAUAAACAACCUUCCAUCUGAGCUACUAGGUCUCAUAUUUCAGUUUGCGCACACCCAAGCUGUAGAAGAUUUGCAGGAUGCCUGGUUGGCAAAUGCAAAGAACAUGGCUGUACAAUUCGCCGCUUCUACCAGACGGACCUCGACUAAACAGCCUAACGAUACGGCUUCUCGUAAUCUCGCCCUGCUAGUUCACGCAUUAUACUCGGUUUGCACCCUGUGGAAGGACAUCUCUACAUCAAUGUCCGCCCUCUGGGCUGUGAUUUCCCUCGCCCCUCGGUUCAAUCUACCAUGCACUCCUCAACGCUUUCUUGAGUUGUCGGCCGGCAACCGGAUCACGUUGGUCAUGGAGGUCAACGCGGUGAACACGAAACACGGUUCCCUCAUGUUGCGAACUAUGGAUCAAUGUGAUGCUCUGCAGCGAGUCUUUUGUCUAUAUCUCCGUAUCGCCACGAGGGAGAGCUAUUUGGACUUCAUCGAGCAUCGCUUUUCAUCCCUCGAGCAUCUCCAUCUCUGCGCGCCGUACUUCCCCUGGGCACCGGAACUUGAAGAUUGGGCGUGGCUAGGGGCUCACUCCCUGACGUUGAUAUCGUUUGACAUGUGGUCUGGAGGGGGUUGGACGAUUUACCAGUACCCAAUACCUUUUCCUCGUUUGGAACAAGUAGACGUGCAUUCAGUCGGCGAUUAUAGUCUCCGGGCUCUAGAGGCAAUCGCUCUGGUCAGUCAAGAAAUGUUCUUCAGUGGCCUUCUUUCCACCAAUCCGACAAACCCAGUAGCCAACUUGCGCCAGUUAUGUUUGGAAGGAUAUGUCGAUUACAACGUUCUCAACGGCAUCCUGGAAUCCUCACCCAAACUCGAAUCGAUCACCAUUCUUUCCGGAGCGCUGCGAGAAGACAUUUUUGAUGGUCUGAUAAGAAGGCUCCAUCAGCCGAGCCGUGUCUUGCACGCACCCUCCGUCCGAUCCUUCCGUAUCGUGGGUGGAACUCUGCUUCGAACCAACCUUCAAGUCUUCGUUAACCUCUGUGGGUCGAUAUCCCUUCCCAAUGUCAAUACCUUGACGCUCGAGCGGGUUCGAUUCAUACAACUGGAGGAUGAGGACUACUCUCUGCCGCUUCAUGUUCCAUUGUGCUUGCAAGUGCACAUGAUCGACUGCCUGUAG